Stegodyphus dumicola is the source of this 3297-nucleotide messenger RNA. RefSeq names its product sugar transporter SWEET1-like. Gene Ontology annotation, molecular function: sugar transmembrane transporter activity. Lineage: Eukaryota; Metazoa; Arthropoda; Arachnida; Araneae; Eresidae. Gene Ontology annotation, biological process: carbohydrate transport. The record is from RefSeq and is a predicted model, not a curated record. Gene Ontology annotation, cellular component: membrane.
UUUUGAUCUCUUAAUAAAUGUUCUUUCUGUAGUAUCUCUCCUGUAUUGAGGAAAUCGAGUUGAGUAAAUUAUGAAAUAUGUACUGAUGUAUUUAUAAUUAUAGUGAAUUGAUUGGGUCUUGUACGUGGACAUGUUAUCUUUCUUAUAUCUUGUUCAAAAGUAUGUGAUUUCAGGAAAACAGCAUCCGUGUGAACAUCGUCCAUGUGUCUUGAAGGAUAUGGAUCUGAAAUAUAUAGUUGGUCAAGCUGCAACAGUAUGCACAAUAGCCGUAUUCUUAGCCGGCAUAGAAAUAUGCCGUAAAAUUUGGAAGAAAAAAUCAACUUCUGACAUAUCAGCUCUUCCUUUUUUAUGUGGCUUAGUAAGUUGUUCAUUAUGGCUUAGGUAUGGUUUGCUUGUGAAUGAUUCAGCUCUUAUUGUUGUAAAUACUACAGGAGGCAUUCUUCAGAUCUUGUACAUCAUGUGGUAUGCUAGAUUUACAGUUAGUAAAGGAAUCUUUUAUAAACAGCUUGCUUUAUCUUUAUCUGUCAUUGGAUUUUUGUAUUGCUUAACAACGUUCAGUUUUGAAGGUGAACUUUCGCAGCAGAUAUCUGGUAUAGCAGCCUGUAGUGCCGGAGUUAUUUUUAUGGCUUCUCCGUUAGCCACAGUGGCACAUGUCUUGAGAACUAAAACAGUUGAGACUCUUCCAUUUGCAAUGAUUCUAUCUACUUUUGCUAUGGCCACUCUAUGGCUUUGUUAUGGAAUUUUAGUAAAUGACAAGUUUGUGCAAGUACCGAAUUUUCUUGGAGCCCUGCUUUCUCUUUCUCAGCUGUGUCUUUUUGCAGUAUUUCCUAACAAGAAGCCUUAUUAUGAACUUGGAAGUAUUUCUUAAUAUUGUUGCAUUUUGCAACAUAUAUUUUAGACCUAUGCACAUGUUUAAAUGUGCUUUGUAUUAUUUUUAGAUAACCUAUUUAAAAAUAUACUUCACUGAGAUUAAAAAAACAAGUAUUCAUAUAUCAUAAAUAGAAUUUAUUUUAUUAUUUUGUGAUAUUAUUUACUGUUAUUUGUGCCAAGAAAGAUGAUCUUCAUUUUUAUAGUUAAUUCACAGGUAGGUCAUUACUGUGUGUGUGUAAAUAUUUUUGUUUAUAUAAGUACAAAAACAGUUUCUAGUUGAGAUUAUAUUGCAGUCAUUAAUGUUUUAAAAUUUUCUAGUGUGUUAUCUUCCAUUAAGUAAAAUACCAUUUAUGAGAUUAAAAAAUAUAUUUAUGUGAAGUUCAUUUCGUAUAGAUAUUAAGGGCACAUAUGUGAAUAUGUAAGCAUUUAUCCCCCUUUAAUAGUGUGUACUUGUGGAUUCUUAUAUUGUUUAAAUUUUUACAUUAUUUCAGCAGAAUUUUAUUUUCCUAAUUUCAGUUAUUCUGGAAUUGUUAUGGUAUUUUCUGAAUUGUGAUAAAACUCAACAUGCCCCUCUUUUUUUUACAUGUGCAUUACAUUCGAAAAGUGAUAUAUAAUGUUACAUUUUUCUUGCACUGUAAAUUGCUUGAUUAGCAUGCUUUACAUUGUUUGAUUAGUACAUUUUAUUUGUAAUUGAAAAAUAUUUAAGAAAUUAACUUUCAUAUGAAGCCAAUGAAAUGGAAUACAUUUUAUAUGUUACAAUUAUCGGUCAUUAGUUGUGGCAUUACAAAGUCCUGAAAUGGCAAUUAAAACAUUCUCAAAGACUGUUACAUUGGCAUUUCAAAAUCUGAUAUUAAUGUGCCAUAAAAAAAGCUUUAUGUGAGAUUACAUGAUAUAAAGUUUUUAUGUAUAAAAUGCUGUCCAUCUAUGCUGUUUAACACUGUAAUAUAAAAUUUUGUUGUUCACUUUUUAGUAAUAUGUGUAGCUCAGGUAAUGAAAUAGUAAUUUGUUUAAAUAAUUGGGUUGAAUUCCUAUUUUUUACUUCAUUUUUAUGUUAACUUUUGCAUUUGUUGGGUAAUGUAUUAAAACUUAGUGGUAAGUAGCAAAUAUUUUCAGUACUUCUCUGUUAACAGGGCACCUUUUAGUGCAGAACAUAAACUUUGGGGUAAAAUCUACCUAGGUGGUGGCAACCCUAAUGCAUAAAGCCUUAUAAAAGCAAUGACUGUUUUAUUAAAUCCAGCAUAAAUACAAAAAAUAAAGACAAAUGCAAAUAUACAGAAUAGAUUUUACCUAGUUAAUUUCAGGUUACUUCAUUCAACAUUACUGAAAGCAUUUUCAUCAUUUCAUGCAAUUACUUCCAUAUUAAUUUGACAAGGUAGGUUGACAAUGUUGGUGCCCAUGUUAAUGUUACAUGGCAUCCUGUAUCAGGAUCAUUAACGUUGAAUUUAUGGUAAACUUGCUGGUUUUCAUAUCUGCCAGCUGCCAAUUUAUCUGCUUAAGCAACUAAAAAAUUUUGAGAGGAAAUUUUGGAUUGAUGUUCAAGCUCUCUAAAAUGAUGUCAGUGCACAGCUGUUCAUGAUGCCAUAUAACUAGACCACCAUAUUUGGUUGCUUUGGCAUAAAUAUGGUGACUGACAGUUAACAGAAAAGUACCAUGUUUUCUGUGUUUUUUAAUGUAUUUCCUUUUCCAUCGUACAGUUCUUAUUGUAAGAUUUAUUAUUUUGUUGUUUGGUUUAUUCAUCUGCUUCUUUUUUAGAAACAUUUGUUCAUUUUUUAAUUAUGAGAAUUUUUAAACUCUCAUAAGUGAAAAACACAAUAUAUGCUCUAAAAUUUAUAUCCUGAGAUAUUCAGUAUAUAUUAUUUGUUUAUUUAUAAACUUGUUAUUUUGUUAUAUUCUUCUGACCUAAAUGAAGACCAGAACUGCUAAUUGUCAUAUGUUUAACUUGUCUCCAACUUUGAAAGAUCAUUUUUGCUUUAAUGUGUUAUAGAUAAAUAAAUAAAAAAAGGGAACUUAGGGUAUUUAUCAUUUCUUUAUAGGCUAUCAAUAAUAAAAUUAUUGGGUUUAUUAGUGUGAUAGUUUUGAAAAAUUUAUAUCAUAUGUGUUUUCAUGUAGAUGUAAUUUAAAACAUUUAAUUUUAAAUCUUUAUUUAUUCACAUAUUUUCCUAAUGUUACAAAAUUACCUGUUGUUCUCAUUUUAUUAUGUUAUUAAAACAUCUGUGCUACAUUUCUACAUACACAGAACUUAUUGUUUAAGUUUUGAAAUCUAGAAGUUUUUAUACUUUAUCUAUUAAAUCAUUUCUGAUUAUUCCUAAGAUUAUGUAUAACUAAUAGUGUGAUUUUUCUGUCCCGGUGUUGUACUUUGGACAAUGUAAAAUGUGUUAUGAAUGCAGAUGUAAACUGUAUAGAAUAAAAUACUUUUUUUUAAAUUUA